AUGUUGAGCAUCGAUUUCCAUGCCCAUAUCGCAGGGUUUUCCCCAUUUGCUCAGUUCGAAAAGGGCGCUGGAAUCUUCCAAGAUGCGGCGCGCAUGAAACUCACGCAAGCACUCGUCGCACAGUUCCUCGCAUCCUAUCGCCAGGUUCAACAAGACCUCCACGAGGCGGAGGAAAUCAUCAACCCGGUUCUCCAGGAAAGAAGAAAAACUAAAGAAAUUGCUUUCAGGCAAGGAAAGUCACUUCCGCGGUACAACGAUGCUAUGGAGUGGCUGGAUCAGGUUGCCAAAGGCCGCUGUUAUGACCCCGCUGCCAUGCAGUUAACCUUCUCAUUCGCAGCAAUCCACACUACAUCAGACAUGUUGACUCAGGCAAUCUAUGAUCUGUGUGAGAGACAAGCAGUUGUCGAGGAGUUACGAAAAGAGGUUAUCUCCGUGAUAUCGAGCGAGGGAUGGAGGAAAGCGGCCAUGUACAAGCUCCAGUUGAUGGACAGUUUCCUGAAGGAGUCGCAAAGGGUGAAGCCUAUCAGUAAUGUGUCGAUGCGUCGCCUCGUUGAAAAAGACCUCCAACUCAGCGACGGAACCAAAAUCCCGAAAAACACAGGUCUACUUGUGGCAGCCGACUGGAACUGGGAUUCGGAUUUUUACGAGAACCCUCUGGUAUUUGGUCCUUAUCGCUUUUUGAAAAUGCGGCAGACGCCUGGUCGGGAAACUCAUGCUCAGCUCGUGUCGCCAUCCCCCGAGCACAUGGGAUUCGGCUUUGGCAAUCAUGCUUGUCCCGGUCGAUUCUUUGCUGCCAACGAGCUCAAGAUCUUCCUGUGCCACAUGCUUUUGAAGUAUGAUUUCAAACUGGCAGAAGGGUCUAUUCCCGCCCCGCAGAAAUAUGGAUUUGCGUGGAACGCCAAUCGACUGGCAAAGAUCUCGAUUCGCCGGCGUCGCGAGGAGAUUGUCCUCGAGGACUUCUCGUAG
Molecule: messenger RNA, 966 nt
Organism: Penicillium cinerascens
Lineage: Eukaryota; Fungi; Ascomycota; Eurotiomycetes; Eurotiales; Aspergillaceae
Product: cytochrome P450
Exons: 3
Coding region: 1-966 (321 amino acids)
Molecular function (GO): heme binding; monooxygenase activity; oxidoreductase activity, acting on paired donors, with incorporation or reduction of molecular oxygen
Source: RefSeq, a predicted model, not a curated record